UCAAGACAUGGAAAUGUCAAAACAAAAAAAUCUGCGUUUUUUUUAUUUCGAACAUAACCUUAUUCGGACCAAAACACAGUAUUGGAAACCAUUUUAUUACCGGUUGAAAUAUGCAGCGGUACUUAUUAAAUGCUGCAUACAUUGGAACAAAAUACAAUGGAGUAUCGAAAAAUGUUAAUCAAAAGAACUCCCGUUCGAUUGAAGAUGCUCUUAGCGAAGUACUGGCCAAACUCACCAAAAGGAACGAUACUUUAAUACACACAUCAAGCAGGACUGAUGCUGGUGUUCAUGCCACCAAUACCACAUUUGCGAUCGAUGUGAAUAAGAAUUUGCCAUCCUGGGCGAUAACAAAAAGAUUGAAUACCACUUUUAAUACGUGGCAUGAUCAAAUACGAAUAUUAAAAACGACCCCAAUAACCAAUGAGUUCGAUGUGCGUCGAGAUGUACUAAGUCGAUCAUAUUUGUAUCGGUUUGCUGUUUGCAAGGAGCCGAUUCCAAAAGGAGUGAAUUCACAAAUCUACAAAUGUUCAAUGUUCAUUCCAAUUGAAGAGAGUUUUCGUUGUUAUUUUGCGCUAAAUCAAGACUUUCACAUUGAACGUGUGAUAGAGGCGGCUAAACAAUUAGAAGGUUAUCACGAUUUUCGAUCGUUUAUGCAUGUUUCCAAAAAGCAAAAAACGUUUCAUCCAAGGUUUUGUGUUCGAAGAAUGGAUAGUAUAGAAGUUCGACCAGGUAAUACACUGGCCACAUCGGUUAAUUAUGAAAAAACAAUGGCCAAUUUUGACUUUUGGAAUAUUGAAUUCAAAUCGAGAGCGUACUUUUAUCGACAAAUACGAAACAUGGUCGGCGUUUUAAUUGCAGCUGGAAAUGGUAAACUAACAUCUAGAGAUAUUUAUGAAAUGAUUACCAUUCCAUCAAAAAACACGCAUAAACUACCAGUGCCGAGCCAUGGACUUUAUUUAUCAAAUGUGGAAUAUUCAGCCGAACACCUUGCCAAUUGCACUCGAACCGAGAAAAAUUUAUCGGAAAAUGAAAUGAUUUCAAACAAUGAAGAUGUAGAAUUGCGACAGAGCUUAGCAUAAAGAAAACUGUAAAUUAUUAUAUUCAAAAUAUAAGAUGCCACUAGUGACAUCAUGUGAAUUAAGGUUAAAACACAACAAAUACAUUGAAAAGUAGAACAGAUGUUAAUGUCAAAAUAUGAAGAAUACAUUUGAGAUUUUUAGAUGUUGUCAAGACAAUUCUUUCUGAAGUUAAGUUUAAAAACGGCGUUUUAUUAAAAAAAUGAGCUUCCUUGAUCAGUUAAAAGCUAAAAAAAAGUGCUUAAAAUCAACCGUAACAAAUAUUACACAUGCCGACGGAUCUCAAAAGCAAAUAUUGUUAACAAAGACCGGAGACGAAGUAUUAGAAACUUCAAGAGUACAACUUAAAUCAAAAACGUAUGGAUUUAUAGUGGAUACAAAGCCAGAUUUUGUGCCUGCAUGCAUUUCGGAUGAUUUUCUGUAUUUAGGCUCACAAGAUGCGGUUACACAAGAAAAUGUUCAAAAAUAUAAAUUCACCGAUAUUUUGAGCAUUGGAAUUGAAACACCGCCAUCAGAUAUUGACUCAAAUGCAAUUCGUACUCAUUAUGUGGCAUGUCUUGAUUUGCCAGAGACAUGUUUGGAAGCAAUCGUUAGACAAUCGAAUCAAAUUAUAUGCGACGUUCAUGAACGAACGGGACGAAUUUUAAUUCAUUGUAAUGCAGGUGUGAGUCGUUCUUCAACAAUUUGCAUAGCAUAUUUAAUAUUGGAACAUAAAAUGAGUUUCGAUGUAGCAUUUGCAUUAGUGAAAUCAAAACGAGAAUGUAUUCGACCAAACGAUGGAUUUUUGAAGCAACUCAAACAAAUGGAUCACAGCAAUGGUGUUUAAGUGUUACAUAUCAGAAACAGUGC
Contarinia nasturtii (swede midge) is the source of this 1925-nucleotide messenger RNA. Its product is annotated as probable dual specificity protein phosphatase DDB_G0283417. Gene Ontology annotation, cellular component: cytoplasm. Gene Ontology annotation, molecular function: JUN kinase phosphatase activity; pseudouridine synthase activity; RNA binding. Gene Ontology annotation, biological process: protein dephosphorylation; regulation of MAP kinase activity; tRNA pseudouridine synthesis. Lineage: Eukaryota; Metazoa; Arthropoda; Insecta; Diptera; Cecidomyiidae. Bases 1279 to 1902 code for a protein of 207 amino acids. The transcript is spliced from 5 exons. The record is from RefSeq and is a predicted model, not a curated record.